AUGGAUAGUAAGUCUAAUAAAGUUGGAGAUCGGGAACAAAAAGAUCAAGACGCACCGCCACCCCCAUAUACACCAGAGCAAGCUGGUAGUUCAAAUACCAACACUUCUGUCGUUACAAACGAAGGAGGUGCUACUGAACAAACUCGUUUGAAUUCAAAACCACCACAGUCAUAUACUGCUACAAACACCUAUACGCCUACUCCCAACUUAUCUUACUCCCCUCCUACAAACAGAGGAAUUUAUCAAGCUCCUGAAACGGUCGUACUUACAGCGGCAGUACCUUUAGAGGCUUUACGCACUGAACCAGUUGUGACAACCUGCCCUCAUUGUCGACAGGUUGUUUUGAGUAGCGUUCGUUUUGAAGUUGGUGGUUGUACUUGGUUGACAAGUUUUGUCUUAUUAUUCUUGGGCAUUGGUGGUGGUGGUUGUUUAAUUCCCUUCUGUAUAUCUGAUUUAAAAGAUAGUUAUCAUUCUUGUCCAAAUUGUGGUAAAAUUAUGGCAAAAUAUUCAAGAUUGGAUGGUAAAGUGUUUAGAUAUAGAGGAUAA
Molecule: messenger RNA, 546 nt
Organism: Funneliformis mosseae
Lineage: Eukaryota; Fungi; Glomeromycota; Glomeromycetes; Glomerales; Glomeraceae
Source: the annotation of a GenBank genome assembly